Molecule: messenger RNA, 7535 nt
Organism: Drosophila ficusphila
Lineage: Eukaryota; Metazoa; Arthropoda; Insecta; Diptera; Drosophilidae
Product: flocculation protein FLO11
Exons: 8
Coding region: 334-5355 (1673 amino acids)
Source: RefSeq, a predicted model, not a curated record
CGCCGAGAACGGUUAUCGCGUCUAAUCGAAGUGGGCUUAAGCUCCUCGCCAACAGACAGACGGAAAAGUGCUGGGAAAGCCAACCGCGAAAAGCGUCAAUAACUACACACACCGAAUGAUGUUCGCUUUCGUUGAUUUUUUUUCGAGUGUAGCACCCGGCAAGUGAACAACUCCUGCGGAUUUUCAUCUCCGGACUCCGGGAGCCGGUGGGUGCUCCACUUUAGGGAUAUUCCAUGCCCAUGCCGAUGCCGAUGCCGUGCUGCUGGCUGGCUGGCUGAAUAAAUAGGAUCGAGGAGCACUGGGGGCACUGGGCACUGGGAAAACGGUUACGGAAUGGAUGCUCGCCGGCAGAAACGACUUGGCCCAGCGCCAAUUGCAUCCUUCGAAAAGUCAUUCGAGGACAAUGCCACGACAAAUGCACAGCAGCCAAGCCAACAGCAGCAGCCACAGCAACAGCAACAGCAACACCAGCAGCAACACCAGCAGCAACACCAGCAGGAGCAACAGCAUCAGCAGCACCAUGCGGCGAUGAUGGAGCAAAGUGUUAGGAAUCAGACAACGAUGUCGACGACGACGAAUCGGAAUAGGAUGGCCGGCGGCAUAGAAGCGCCCAGCAUAGCCACACAAUCCGCAACCGGAAAUGCAACUGCAAGUGCAACCACCUCCGCGUAUGCAUCCGCAUCCGCAGUAUCCGCAGUAUCCGCAGCAUCCGCAUCCUCCUCGUCGUCGUCCUCGGUUUCAUCGGCCACCUGCUCGGCGACCAUCGUCCAGGCGAAACAGCGGCCUCCUCCCCUGAAAACGGCGACGACAACGGUGACCACCACUUUGGUGAGCAGCAGCGAGGGCGGCCAGCCCCUGCCGCCCCCCGCCCACUCGGUGGGUGCGGCGGCAGGGGGAGGAGCUGGAGCGGGAGGGGGGAGCUACCGCGGCACCGCCACCCUGACCACACCCUCCACGCCCCGCAUCGAGCUGAGUCGCGCCUCCAGUUCGUCGCACCACGAGGAGGACAGUCGGGAGAGCAGCCCGGAGAACGUGUUCGAGCAGGUCGGCACUGGCACCCUACAGGAAACGAUUGGCCUUGGCUUUCGGGAGGAGGGAGCCCUCGAGCUGCGCAGCUCCACCGAGGAGCUCUACUUCAUGGAUCCCGAGCAGAAGAAGGAGGAGCAGGAGCGGAUCCAGCAGCAGCAGCAGGCCAAGCGCUCGUCGCCGCACAUCUUCAAGUUCGACGAGCACCAGAGCUACCUGCAGCAGCACCAGCGGAAGGACUCGGCCAGCUCGGAGGUGGCCGCCCUGCUCUGCAUCUCGGGUCGCACCAGCCGCAUCUCCAGCGUGGGCAGCCAGGGCUCGGCGGUGAGCCGCCUCUCCGCGAUAUCGGGUGUCUCGCGCUCGCCCUCGCCGCACCGCAUGCUCCUCGAGACCUCCUUCUGCGGCCCCAAGCCCGUCGAGCUGGCGGGGAGUGGCGCAGCCAGCGGAGCCUCCACCGCGGCCAGCUCCUCGCACAGCCAGGCGGAGGGGAUGCCCGGCGCGGGCACGGUGGCCGCCAAUGCGGCGCUUCUGGAGCAGCUGCUCCUGGCCAGGAAACACGACCCCACCCAGGCGGUGCUGGCCGAGGGCAUCAAGGUGCUGCCCCCCGCUCCGUCGGGCUCCGCCGCGGGCGCCUCCACCUCGAGUCGCAGCCGGAGCGGCAGACCAACCGCCGGCGUCCUGGCGAACGGGGAGCGAGCGGAGAAGGAGCCGAGCAAGCUGGGCAAGCAGACAAUUGGCGCCCAGCGCAGGAGCACCAAGAGCCCCGGACAAAUGGUCGUGGGCAAGACGGCCAGCGGCACGGAGUACAUUCGGAUCAACCUGCGCCCGGACCACAUGUACAGCGACAAGGGUAUCGCCUCCAACGAGCGCGUCGUGGAGGCGCCCAACCAGCUGGCCCCGGUCUACUCCAAGCCCGCCUCGCUGAGCCUCCAGGGCGGCAGCCUGAUCGAGGAGCACCGGCUGACCCCCACGGCGAGUCCCAAGCCUGGCCGGCGGUUCACCAGCCGCUCACCCUCGCCCGCCACUGGAGCAGGAGGUGGAGGAGGAGGAGGAGGAUCCGUGUCCCGCAAGAGCUCCUUCAGCUCGCUGUUCCGCCUGGGCAAGGACUCGCCGGAUUCGCCGCGGGAAGCGGCUCGCUCGCGCAGCAAAAGCAAGGAGCGACCUGCCACAGCCUCCGGUGGACUGGGAGGAGACCGCAGUGGUGGUGGGGGAGGAGGAGGAGGAGGAGGUGGCUCCCAGAACGUGACGCCCAGCAAGCAGAAGUCCGUGCUGGCCAUCUUCAAGCCGGGCAAGCGAGGCAGCCAGAGCAGCAAGAGCUCCUCCCCGAUCGAGUCCACCGUGGAGCCCACUCCCCCACCACCCCCACCUGUCCCCGGAUCGGGAUCGGGAUCAGGGAAUCGCAGCCGAACGCCGGCAGGAUCGCGUCCCGGGAGUCGGCUGCGCUACUACGACGAACCCGUUGAGGGGGUCAUCCACAUACCGCUGCACACGCCGCCGGAGGAGCGGGAGGCCCGCACCCUGCUCCAGGGCAUCCAGCAGCUGGCCCACGCGGCCCAGGCCAGCAUGGACCCCUCGCCCCUGCCCACCCACCGUGCUCCGCCCGCUUCCGCCCAGCCGGUCUGCCCGGCGGCGGGCACCCAGAUCACGGCCACCCAGCUGGCGGCGGCGGCGGCCGCUCUGCGUCCGGUGGCCCAGCGGCGGGUGGCCCAGCGUCCGGAUCUGGACGCCAUCCAAUCGCUGCCCAGCCAGGAGGAGCCGCCGGCGGCGGCGCUCGGGGAGGAGCAGGGCCAGCCGAUGGCGGAGCCAGCCAACUGGAGCCUGGAGGUGCAGCGGCACAGCUCGCAGGACUCGCAGGAGACGACGGCCGAGUCGGUGGGCUCCGUGAUGAGUGCCCGGGCAGCGAAUCUCGCCCAGCAGCGGGAACAGCGGGAGCAGGCGGCCAUACAGCGACUGCCCUCCGUGGAGAGCACCCAGAGCGCCUGCGAGCCGCGCCUGGUGCACACGGUGGCCACCGUGAAUGCUCCGCAUCCGCAGGAUUCCGCCGGGGACUCCGCCGCCGCCAAGGAGCGGAGGCGCCUGCUGUUCGCCACGCGGCUGGGAUCCGGCAGUCAGGAGCAGCUCUUCUCCACCCAGUUCAGCAUCUCGAAGACGGAGAGCCAGUCCAGCCAGCUGUCCGAGCAGGUGGAGCACUCCGGCUCCGAGGGCGCUUCGGAGGGACUGCAGCGCCAGGGAACGGUGAUCCGGCGGGUGGAGUCCGGCCCUCCGCCACCGCCGCCUCGAGGCGUUUGCAGCUCGGAGGAGGAGCAGGGAUCGGGAGGAGGAGCGGUGGUGAUGCGCUCCAAGCACAAGUCGCGUCCGGCCAGCUCCGAGGACGAGGCUGCUCCUGGGCCGGCAGCGGAUUUCCGGCACUCGCGCUACUUGGAGAACUUCGACGUGCGCCGCAAGCUGCACGAGAACCUCACGGAGGCGCAGGUGGAGUCGCCCAGUGGCGGCCAGGCGACCAUUCCCCGGAAGCCAAAGCGCCAGAGUGUCCCGGAGAGCAGACGUGAAACAGCAGCCAGCUACAGUUCCGGCACUGCCACGCCCACCACUCCUACUCCCACUCCGACGCCCACGCCCACACCUGCGACUCCAGUGGGACAGGUGGGACCAGUGGAGCAGGCCAGGCAGCCACUGACUUCCUCCAGCACCACUCCCAUUCCCACUCCCACUCCAACCACGGCAGCUCCAGUUGCAGUUGGAGUUCCAGUGGUCACUCCACCCGCCGGCCAGGCCCCCACUUCCACUUUCGCAUCCACUUCCGCUGGGGGUCCUCCGGCCACGAACUCCUACCGGGAUCUCUCCAGCACUCCGCAGAGGAGCCAGGAACCCGUUGGCGCCUGCUACAGGGAUCCUCCGCUCACCUCCGCCACCGCCACUCCGCCGGUGGAUCCUUUGUUGACCUCCCCGCCGCCGGAGCGCCGUCACUCGCUGUCGACGGAUGAGCACGAGCCCGUGGAGUCCUCGGAGAGCGAGCGGGACUCGGACAUGGCCGGCAGCUCCUCGGUGACCACGGCGGUUCCGGCGGGCGGAGAAGCCUCUGCUCGAAGGCACCACAACUUCCCGCGCAACGUGUGCGUGAUCGAGGAGCACGAGAGCACCGGCCUGGUGUCGCAGGAGUCCUUCGAGGACGAGCUGCCCUACAUACCCACCACGCUGCCCGAGGAGCGGGCCCAGGGCGUGCCCAUCAUCCCGAUGCGGGAGCGGGCCAACAUGGAGCUGAAGACGUGCCCGGUGGACAGGCCGCGCUCCACCACGCCGCUGAAUCCCUCGCACCUCGAGGAGUACUGCUCGGGGAUCAUGACGCCGCAGGAGGGAGCCCCUGGCGUUGGGGGACACCAGGAGAUCGAUGGCGCAGGAGCAGGAGGAGUUGGAGGAACCGGAGGAGGUGGUGCCUCCUCGAUGGGUGGAGCUCCGGUGCGCGGGGAGAAGCUGCGGAUCAGCCUUCCCCGCAAGGAGUCCAUCGGCAAGGAGCGCAUCCAGAACUCGAAGUCGCCGCGACGAGUGUCCAACACCAGCGGCAAGUCCUGGUUCGAGUUCGCCGAGGAGGGCUUAAGGGCCAACAACCUGGAGCGCAAGGACUCGGCCAAGCAGCUGCUCCCGGUGGUCACACCACCUGCUCCCGCUCCUACUCCAUCGAACCUGGAGGAGCCGAAGCCAAAGGCCUCCACGCAGCGGAAGCUCUCCGGCCACUGGAUCGACUUUGAGAACAUUCCCGAGAAGCGGAAGCCGGCCAAGCGGAUCACCACGCUGCCCAAGGAGACCUUGGCGAGCAGUGCGAUCGCCGCGGCGACCACCAGCUCCUCCUCCGCCUGCGGCAGCGGCCACCGAUCCGGAGGAGGAGUAGGAGGAGGCCACCACCAUCAGCAUCAGCACCACCACCACCACCAUCACCACCAGCAGCAGCAGCAGGGAUCGAAGGGAGGUGGCGAGCACUACAACUACGUGAAGCCGGAGGACUGCCAGUGCGAGUGCCACGAGGCGGAGCGCGGCGAAUCCUCGACAGCCACGGCCGGAGCCGGGGAUACCAGCACGGAGACGGGAACGGGAACGGGAACGGGCAGCGAGUCGCUGGCCUCCGUGGAGCUUCUGCAGCAGGGCGAGGACAUGUUGCCGCUUCUGGAUCCAGACACCUCGGCGGAGGGCAGGAUUUACGGGGACGAAGAGCAGGCUCCCCUAAUGCGGCACUCCGGCAAAGGAGUCUCCCAUCCACGGAGCCAACUCGAGGAGUUUCCACGACGGGACGAUGGAUCGAGUCCCCGCAACCGCAAGUUUCCCGACAGAAAGUAAGCAGAGCAGCCGGAAAAACCCAACUCCUCAUUAUUUGCCGGAUCGGAUCGAUGUUUUGUCAGUAGAUCUUCAGGGUAGCAAAACCAUUAAUCUAUCUCUAUGUAAGUCGAGUCGAGUCAAACUGAACUAAAGGCCAGCGCCAGGAGGACCCUGGCCAAUAUCCUCAAUGUACCUCAAGCAGAGUGGUUGUUACAUAUUCGAGCAGGAGCCGAGGGACGAUCCGAUGAUGAUCGCUAGACAAUGAUGCGCAUUAGCUUUCGAUUCCAAAACGAUGGCUAAGCGAAACCCCCAAUAAAAAACACACCCAAAAGAUACGAUACGAUGAUAUGCAUACGAUAGAUACUCCGUACUAAAUAGCUCAUGAAUGUACAUGUUAGGCUAAUUUUUUUGAUAGCAACAAUUACAACAACAACACUCACUCUAUAUGGCAAUGGACGAUCGAUCGGUCGAUCGGUGGGUCGGUUGGUCGGUCGGUCAUUCCCCCUAGAAACUUUUCGCUGGCAAUUUACUAUAUGUGAUCUCAGACAAAGUAUAUAUGUGUGGUCGACCGGAUUCUCUAGCUGUAAGUCGGUGUAUCUGCGUGUAGUUUGUUACCUAGCUCAGACAAAUCCUGAAUCCUGAAUCCGGAAUCCGGAAUCCAGAAUCCAGAAUCCAGAAUACAGACUCCAAAAUCCGAAAUCCCUAGGCUUAGUCUCUAAUCUGUGUCUGUGUCUGUGUCUGUGUCCGUUUCUAUAUACCUGUGUGUGCGUGUGUGUGUGUGUUGUGGAGAUCUCCAUAUCUCUGAGAGCACUACCCUACCGAUUUCGGGCCAUAUCUCUAGGAUUCUCACAAUGGGACACAGCAAGCGAUUUAAGAACGAGUUGUAAUCGUUUACUAGUAUGUCAAAAAACCGAAAGAAAAGUAGCCUGAUUCAUAGCCUUUAGUUGAGUUCGAAGCGUUAGUUAGUUAGUCUGCCCGACUAAGCGGGUAUUUUGUAAAUAAGUCUAAACUAGAUUACAGUAUUCGAUGCAAAUUGAUUUUGAGAAACACUCUUUUUUUGUUUUUGCGGGACAGAAGAGGCGAUCUUCUUUGAAUGAGUUGAAUCAAUGUACUUGAAUAAAUUUAUAUAGCCAACAAACUGCCAGCACACACACACUUGCCAUAAGAGAAGUUCCUCCUUUGUUUUUGUGUUUCGUGGGUAACCGGUUUGGUGUGGUGACCCCGAUUGGUUUAUGCGCCCCCAAACAUUGCGAUACAAAGACGAUCCUUAUAUGUACUACUACUGCUUCAAAGAAACACUUAAGUCCCUAAAGGAAUCUCUUACGAAAGAAAAAACACAACUCCUAGCUAGCCUUUAAAAUUCCUAAAUACUUUAUUACAAUACUUUAGCGGACAACGGACAUUCAUUGAAUUGAAGCAAAACCAAGCGAAUAAAACUUAAAUAUAGUAUUUAAACAACUUAAAGAAAACUUAUAGGUAAAUUAUACAAUACAUAAACAACAUUAAAAAUGUGCGAAGCGGGGGCGAAAUAAAUGGGAGCUUAGAUCAGAGAAUUGAACGAGUUUUUCGAAAGAAUUUCAGAGCCCCAAUUAAACCCAAAAAUGAGUAACGUAAUAGAAAUCGUUUUUGUAUUUUUUUUUUUUUUUGGUAGCAGAAGUGGUAAAGCACAAAUUGCACUCGAAACAUAUAUGAUAUAUAGACGUAAUGGCGAAUCCAAGCAAGAUCUUAACAAAUUGUACAAUAAUUUCCAUAAUACAUUUAUGUGAGGAUAAAUACAUAUAUAUUAAUAUAUACAUACAAGUCUAAAUGUAUAUGCAUUUACACAUAAGUUGCGUUCCAGUUUCCGAAUCUUGUUCUCAAUACUUUUUUAAUCGUUUUUGAAUAAACUUUUUUUGUAUAACUUAGUCAAGCCACGAAAAAUGUUGUUAAAAAUGCAUUUACAUUACGAAAAGAAGACAAGUUGAACGUUUAAAUAAGCAAAGGAAUAUGAAAAAUUGUUACCAAAAUUUAUGCAUUCAUACAAAACAAAACAAAAAAAAAACAGCUGGGUUGAGCUAAAAGAAAUAAAUUAAUAAAUAUAUAUGUAUGCACUUUCUUUAUUUUACGAUUUCAUCUAGACGAAGAAGAUGAUUUUGAUGAAGAGCAGGCAGAAAAUUAAUUGAAAACUAUUCAUUAAAGUGACAAAAACAUAUUUAAACCAA